ACUGUCCUGGAGCAGAUCGCCAUUUUAUAUUUUAAGCAGGGUUUGUAGUUGGGAAAUCGUUUCGAAUCACUUUUACUCCGUUUUCCGAAGAUGAAUGCAUCAAAUUGUUCACCGUAAAAUUCUCAGCUACAUAAAUCACAAUAUUUAAGACAGCCGCUCCAUGGCGCCGGGAAGUUUGAUUGACGUGUAAGGUCAGCCAAUCAGAGUAUUGGCGGCUCACCGGGCGAGGUCCUUCCACCAAUCGGUGCACGGGAAGGAUGGGAUUUGCAGGUGCCUGACACAGGACAAGAGAGACGGGGCUGGUUCGGGAUCAGGAGAUAUGGCAGAGGCUGGGAUGUUUUGAUAAAUCUCCCAAUCAGGAACCAACGCAGCACAGCAAGUUCCUAACAUGUGAACGUACGUGGUGAAUGAAUUUAAUCCUUGAUCAUCGAUCCUUCGGACAGGACGUGGAAGUAGUGAGUUCCUGGACAUUCAGGAGCAAAUCUGCGAUACAGAGGAGGAGAUGUUGGAGGCCUUAAAGGAGAAAUCCCUGAAGCCCAGCCAGGUGCGUCCCGGGAUCUUCCAGGAAGCAAGCGAGGAGAUUCCGACAGUCUUGGCAGAGACUUUUAUACUUCCUGAGCCAUGUGAGACAUUCUGGAAGUCCAGAGGAUGACUAACAUUGUGCAGUCGGUCAAGAAGGACUGCAAGGCUAAACCCGGGAAUUCCAGGCCGGGGGAACUGGUGCAUGUGUUCUGCUGGAGAAGAGGCUUCACUUGGCCAUCCACGCUGGAGAGGCUGAAAGAGCAGAAACCGUAUCAAUGUGGGGACUGCGGGAAGGCGUUCAGCUACCCGUCCCAGCUGGAGGUUCACCGCCGCACCCACACCGGGGAGAGGCCGUUCCCCUGCACCGUGUGCAAGAAGGGGUUCGCCCAGUCCUCGGCCCUGCUGACCCACCAGCGGGUCCACACCGGCGAGAGGCCGUUCACCUGCUCCGCCUGCGGGAAAGGCUUCACCCACUCCUCGCAUCUGGUCAGGCACCGGCGAAGCCACACCGGGGAGAGGCCGUUCCCCUGCCCUGUCUGCGGGAAGGGCUUCACCCAGUCGUCCCACCUGCUGAAGCACCAGCGGGUUCACACCGAGGAGAGGCCGUUCGGUUGUCCGGACUGCGGCAAAAGCUUCAAGAGUCCCGCGGAGGUGCGGAUCCACCGGCAGACCCACACCGGCGAGAGACCCUUUGGGUGCUCGCACUGCGGCAAGUGCUUUGGGCAGUCCAGUGACCUCCUGAAACACCAGACCGUCCACACCGGGGAGAGGCCCUUCACCUGCUCCGAGUGCAGGAAGGGAUUCACCCGCUCAUCCCACCUGCUGAAGCACCACUGCAGCCGGAGUGACGAGAGGUGCUUCACCUGCUCCGAGUGCGGGAGGAGUUUCAGGAGGUACGCGGAAAGGACGAAGCACCAGCUGGUGCACACCGGGGAGAGGCCCUUCAGCUGCGCCGUGUGCGGGAGGGGAUUCACGCAGGCCUUCCUCCUGCUCAGGCACCAGCGCGUCCACAAGUGAUGGCGGUGCCGCCACGGUUAGUAAAGCCCGACAAGGAGCCGGAGUGUGUUCACGGUGGCAGUCACAGUUGGUGAUGCCCGGAGUGGAACCGCAUCCCGGACUGGAGCUGGAGUUUGUUCUCCCUGACCGUCGCUUGAGGUGGUUGGUGAUGCCCGGAGUGGAACCGCAUCCCAGACUGGAGCCAGAGUUUAUUCACAAUGACAGUCGUUGCUGCUGGCUGGUGCUCAUUGUCCUGGGCGUCAGUCAAAUAAAUUUUUUUGAGAGAACAUUUCUGAAUUAAUAACUGUUCAGUGUGGCUCAUGGUUGGCGGUUGUCCCUGUAUGGAACACAGUUUGUGAGCUGCCCUAUUAGAUUAAAUCGAUUUAAAUUUUUCUUUCACAGUAAAAUCCCCUUCAAUUAAAAAUAUGAAUUUAAUAAAAAAUUCUAGAAAUGGACACAUGAGGCCGUUUGGCCCUUUGAGCCUGUUCCAGCAUUUAUAAUUAACGUGACUGAGCCCUUGUUCCGGCUUUCUACCUAUCUAACCUGAUCCGUCUCACCCCAGGAUCGAGCUCCCUUUUGAAUAUAAUUCUUCUGUUUGGAGAUGUUACUAACAACAGGGCGAUUGGCAUACAGUGGGAAUCCUGAAGGGUAAUUGGAAUGGUUGAGAAUGGAGCAUCCCCAAAUCACAGCCACAGCUGGAAGUGGAAGUGUUCAGGACCCCUAACCGUACGGCAGGUGGAGGGUUCUUGGGGGGGUCCAAGUCCAUAUCCCCCCCGAAAGUGAGCUUGCAAGGAGAUAGAGUGGUAACGGGUGUGUAGAAUGCUUGCCAGAGAAUAAAGUGUACGGAUCAGGGCGUUGUUACAGUGAUGUGAAACUUUGCUCAGCUCACACGUGGAGUAUCAUUUGCUCUGUUGCAAGAGGGAUGUGGAGGCUUUGUAUGGGGCACAACAGUGGUUUACCAGGAUGCUACCUGGGUCAGGCAGUGUGAGCUAGAAGGAAAUUUGGUCAAACUUGGGUUGUUGUUUUGGGCGUCAAAGACUGAGGGGAGAUCGGAUAGAAGUUUACAAAGUUAGGAGUGGCAUAGAUAGGGUACAGAAUCUUUUUCCCAGGGUAAAAAUGUUGAAUACCAGAGGGCACACAGUUACGGUGAGGGGGGAGUGUUUAAAGCGGAUGGACAGAGCCCAUUUUUUUAAUAUCACAUCAAGAGUGGAAUAUUACCUGGAACAAGCUGCAAGGCUCUGGUGGAAGCAGAGGUGGUUAAGAGGCUUUGGGAUAGACACACAAAUAUGCAGGCACUGGAGAGGUAUGGAUUAUGUACGGGCAGGAGAGAUUUAGUUUAAUUUGACAGGGUGUCCAGUACAGACAGCGUAGGCUGAGUGGUCUGUACCUCAGCUGUACUGUUUUAUUAAUUGGACAGGAAGAACCGCUCGGCUAACAUUUCAGACUGAUGAUCUUUUAUCAGAGUGAGGGGGUUGGUUAAUAACAAACAGACUUGAGUUCAAGGAUGGGGCCUUGUCGAAUCCCCCGAGGUUUCAUCAGUCGUAACUGGGAGGCAUUCAGUCCAAGCUGUAAUCCAGUCUGGCAAUGUAAACGUGGAUUCUCCACAUCCCUUUGUCCCUCUUCUCCCCCCCCUCCCGAUCAAUGGGACUUGUGGGUGGCACGGUAUUGUAGUGGCUAGCACCAUGCUUCACAGCACCGGUGAGUUCAAUUCCUCCCACUGCCUGCAAGGAAUUUGUACAUUCUCCCGGUGACUGGUUUGCUACUGCAGUCUAACAACAUACUGGUUAGCUGGUUAAGCGGUUGUUGUAAAUUGUCACAUGAUUAGGCUAGGAUUAAAUUGGGGGAUUGUUGAGCGGUGCAGCUCGAAGGGCCGGAAGUGCCAGUUCCACACUGUAUCUCAAUCGAUAAAUAAAUCACAAUUAUCCCUUUCCCAUCUCCCCUCCCUCCAUCGUCCACCUCCCUCCCUGUACUGCAUGCUCCACCUUCGUUUUCUGCCCUGGUGAAGGAUCUUGGACUGAAAUGUUAACUGUUUAUUCCUCUCCAUUGAUGCUGCCUGACCUGCUGAGUUCCUCCAGCAUUUUGUGUGUGUUUUUCUGGAUUUCCAACAUCUGCAGAAUCUCUUGUGUUUUUGCCUUCCUUAUCUGUCGGGUUCCAUUACCAUCAGCCCUUUGUCACAGCCCAGCUCAUAACACGUCCCAUUCUCUAAUCCUCUCCACAUCUGCCUAUCAGUCCCCUCACCUGGAUACACCCAUCACCUCUCAGCUCAUAACACGUCCCAUUCUCUAAUCCUCUCCACAUCUGCCUAUCAGUCCCCUCACCUGGAUACACCCAUCACCUCUCAGCUCAUAACACGUCCCAUUCUCUAAUCCUCUCCACAUCUGCCUAUCAGUCCCCUCACCUGGAUACACCCAUCACCUCUCAGCUCAUAACACGUCCCAUUCUCUAAUCCUCUCCACAUCUGCCUAUCAGUCCCCUCACCUGGAUACACCCAUCACCUCUCAGCUCAUAACACGUCCCAUUCUCUAAUCCUCUCCACAUCUGCCUAUCAGUCCCCUCACCUGGAUACACCCAUCACCUCUCAGCUCAUAACACGUCCCAUUCUCUAAUCCUCUCCACAUCUGCCUAUCAGUCCCUCACCUGGAUCCACAUCUCCCAGCUCCUGCUGCACCCCUUCCCCUCCCCUUUUAAAUCUGCUGCCUCCUUCUUCUCUUUAAAGUAGAUGAAGGGUCUGAGCCCCAAAUGUCAACUGUCCAUUUCCCUCCCCACCUCACCAAGAACCCUGUGUGUUGCUUCAAAGUUCAGCACGUGCAGCCUCCAAGAUAACGACCAUGUCCUCCUCCCAGCUCAGUGCAUCUCAUCUUGCGAUGCUGCAUUGUUUGACUGUACUGAUGCUGUCUGUUGUUUCAGUCGAUGUUUCUCGGACUGCCAGCCACCACUUGACGGUUUCCCCACACAACCCGAGGUGCGGUUUGUGGAGGCUAGCUCUGGCACUUUGGGUUUCACACCACAGCAAUCCCUUAAACUGGGGCUGUCCGCUGCUUGCAAGGUUUGGUAUCAGAUGUGGUUUUACUGGCGCCUCUUAAAUGUGAAAAGCUUUUUCGCAGUACUCAGAUACUGCGAAAAAGAAACAGAAACAGAAACAGAAGUGCUGUGUGAGUUCAGACAUACCCCCUGAAAGGGGGUGUGGCACGCCAAGGGUGCAUUGUCCAGUGAGAUGGUAAAGAGUUCACAAUUGUCACGUGUCCUGAUUUACAGCAAAAAGUGGUUCCAUCCAUGUCAUCCAGACAGAUCAUUCUUUACAUCAGUACUUCCACAUCAUACACGAUAAAAACAUGAAUGUAGAAGGUAGUCAUGUCGUACAUCGUGUUACAGCUACAGAGAGAAUGUCAGGGUCAUACAUCAUGUUACAGUUACAGAGAGAGUAUCAGGGUCAUACAUCAUGUUACAGUUACAGAGAGAGUGUCAGUCUUACAUAGUGUUACAGUGAGAAUGUCAGUCUUAUAUCGUGUUACAGUUACAGAGAGAAUGUCAGGGACAUACAUCAUGUUACAGUUACAGAGAGAGUGUCAGGGUCAUACAUCGUGUUACAGUUACAGAGAGAAUGUCAGGGACAUACAUCAUGUUACAGUUACAGAGAGAAUGUCAGGGUCAUACAUAGUGUUACAGUUACAGAGAAAGUGUCAGUUUUACAUCGUGUUACAGUUACAGAGAGAAUGUCAGGGUCAUACAUCAUGUUACAGUUACAGAGAGAGUGUCAGGGUCAUACAUCAUGUUACAAAGAGAGUGUCAGUCUUACAUAGUGUUACAGUGAGAAUGUCAGUCUUACAUCGUGUUACAGUUACAGAGAGAAUGUCAGGGUCAUACAUAGUGUUACAGUUACAGAGAAAGUGUCAGUCUUACAUCGUGUUACAGUUACAGAGAGAAUGUCAGGGUCAUACAUCAUGUUACAGUUACAGAGAGAAUGUCAGUCUUACAUCGUGUUACAGUUACAGAGAAAGUGUCAGUCUUACAUCGUGUUACAGUUACAGAGAGAAUGUCAGGGUCAUACAUCAUGUUACAGUUACAGAGAGAGUGUCAGGGUCAUACAUAGUGUUACAGUUACAGAGAGAGUGUCAUAGAGUCAUAAUUAGUACAGCAUCUAAGGACAGAAUGCCAUAGAGUCAUAACUAGCGUUACAUUACAGAGAGAGUGUCACUGAUUUAUGUGUGGUGUUCCAGUUACAGAGAGUAUCGCAGUCACACAUAGUAUUACAGUUACAGACACAGUGUCAUACUCUACCUAUGACAGAAGACAUUCUCUCUGUAACAGUAAAACUAUCCUUUACACUCUAUCUGAAACUGUAAAAAUACACGUGACUCCAGGACACUGUCUGUAACAGUAACAAUAUGUACGAUUCUACGCAGUCUCUCUGUAACUCUGAGUACAACUCUACAUCACUCUCUCCAAAAUUGUAACACUGUGUACGAAUCUAUAACACUCUCAGUAACUGCAACACUAUGUCUCUAUGAUAUUCUCUCUGUAAUGUAACACUGCGUAUGAUUCUAUGACACUCUCUCUGAAACUGUAACACAACUGACAACUCUGUGAUGCUCUCUGUGUAACUGUAAAACCCAGUCAAACUCUAUGACUCUCUCCAAAACUGUAAAACUACAUAUGAAUCAAUAAGUCUCUCUGUAACUGUAGAACUACAUACAACUCAAUGACGCUCUCGCUGUAAUGUAACACUACAUAUGACUCUGACACAGUCUCCAUAACUAGAACUACGUAUGACUUGAAGACGCUUUCUCUUCAGCUGUAAAACUGUACUGUAUGAUGACAUACAUACUCUGUAAUUCCAACACUACACUACAUACACUCCAUGACACUCUGUCUCUAACUAUAACUCUACAUAUGACUAUGAAACUUUCUCUGUAACUGUAACACAACGUACACUUCGAAGACAGUCUCUCUUUAAUUGUAAAGGUGUGUGACUCUAUGACACUCUCACUGUAACUAUAACACCAUGUACAACUCUAUGACCGUGUACAACAUAGUGUAACUGUAACACAGUAUGAUUCUGUUACCCUCUCCAGAACUGUAAAACUACGUAUGACUCUAUGGCGCUCUCUCUGUAACAUAACUCGACAUAUGACUAUGAUACUGUCUCUGUAAUUGUAACACAACUUUUGACUCAAAGACAGUCUCUCUUCAACUGUAAAAUUAUAUAUGACUUAUGGCACUCUCUCUGUAAUGAAACACUACAUAUGACACUCUCUAACUGUAAAACUCUGUAGGAUGCUAUGACACUCUCUGAAGCUGUAACACAAUGUAUAACUCUAUGAUGCUCCCUGUAACACUACAUAUGACUAUGGACCUCUCUCUGGAACUGUAACUCGAUGUAUGAGACUGUGACACUCUGUAACACUAUUUAUGACUCUGUGACACCCUCUCUGAAAUGGUAACAUGAGAAAAUUCUAUGUAGUGUUAUAAAGAGAGUGUCACAGAGUCAUAUGUUGUGUUACAGUUACCGAGAGUUCAUCACAGAGUGGUAUGUAGUGUUGCAUUACAGCGAGAGUUUCAUGGAGUCAUGCAGAGAGUUACAGUUACAGAGAGUGUCAUAGAGUUGCACAUAGUUUUAAAGUUACGCAAAAAAUAUAAAGUUAUAGGUGGUGUUACAGUUACAGGGAGAGCAUCAUAGAUUUGUACAUAGUGUUAAAGUUAUAGAGAGUGUCACAGAGUUGUAUGUAGUUUUACAGUGAAAGACACAGUGUCAUAGAGUUGCGGUUACAGAGUGCCAGCAAGUCAUACUUUGUGUUAUGUUACAGAGAGAGUGUCAUAGAUUCAUGCGUACUGUUACAGUUACAGAGAAUGUGACAGUCAUAUAUAAUGUUACAUUACAGAGAGAGUGUCAGAGUCGUGCAUAGUGUUGCAGUUACAGAGUGCUAUAGAUUCAUACAUAAUGUUACAUUACAGGCAGUGUCAUAGUUUCACGUAGUGUUACAGUAACAGUGUGUCACAGAGUCAUCCAUGGUGUUACAGUUUCAGAGAGAGUUUCACAGAUUCAUACAUAGUGUUACAGUUACAGAUGGAGUGUCAUAAAGUUGUACAUAGUGGUGCCUUUACAGAGAGAGAGUCAGUGUUACAAUUACAGAGAAUGACAGUGUCUUACAUAGUGUUACAAUUACAGAGAGUGUCAGCGUCCUACAGGAUGUAGUGUUACAAUUACAGAGAGAGUGUUAUGUAGUCAUAUGGAGUAUUACAGAGGGAAUGUCAUAUUCAUACAUAGUCUUACAGUUACAGAGAGAGUGCUGUACCUAGUGUUAUAUUUACCGAGAGAAUGUCAUAGAAUGGUAGUUUAAACCGAGGCUUGUUCAUAUGUAAAUUGAGGGGUCAGGAGUUCAUUUUCAUCAUGUGGAAGUCAUUUCAGGUCUCUUAUAACAGUGGGAUAGAAGCUGCUCUUGUACCUGGUGACAUAUGUUUUCAGGCAUUUGUAUCCUCUGCCCUAUGGGAGAGGAGAGAAUAAAAAAUAACCAGGUGGGAGGGGU
Hypanus sabinus (Atlantic stingray) is the source of this 8042-nucleotide messenger RNA. RefSeq names its product gastrula zinc finger protein XlCGF17.1-like. Bases 649 to 1539 code for a protein of 296 amino acids. NCBI's taxonomy places the organism in Eukaryota, Metazoa, Chordata, Chondrichthyes, Myliobatiformes, Dasyatidae. Gene Ontology annotation, biological process: regulation of transcription by RNA polymerase II. The transcript has 4 exons. Gene Ontology annotation, molecular function: RNA polymerase II cis-regulatory region sequence-specific DNA binding; DNA-binding transcription factor activity. The record is from RefSeq and is a predicted model, not a curated record.